UGACCUUAAAGUCCACAGACUCUUUGACCUUUGAUCCCAGUAGAGCACCCAGCAUGGCAUCUGCUGAGAUCUUCACCCUCUUCAGAGCAGGUCUUUUCAUCUUACCCUUCAGCUCAGAGAUCUUCUGAGACAGGUUUUCAAUCUGCAGAAAACAAGAAAAAAAAGGUAAGAAUGUCAUCUUCUCUCAGGAUUCUGGACAAACGUCUGGACUGCAAUCAGCCAGAUCUUGAACACUGCAAAAUAGAUAACUGCAUAGACAAAGGCAUGCUUGUACCGUUACGUGAUGCUCCUACUGAUCCAGAGUGGGUUCCUGAGCAGGUGGGCGUCGGGAUGGACAAACAUGGAUUCACUCCUGUUUUAAAUCUGACUUGGAGUAUAAAAGCAGACUCAGGUGUACAAGUCCUUCAAGGAUCUCAGAUUAAUAUUGUGGAUAAAAGUACAAAUCAAAGUAUGUGUGUGCAGUAUUCCUACAAUAUCAGCGGACAAAUAAAUCCAAAGAGAGGCAAACCGUGGACCUUUUCACUGGAUGGAGUGGUGGUACAUCCUGACCGUACAUAUACAGUGUCGGUUUUAAAUUUACCACAACCUUACCUUAAAGAUAAGAGGAUCCAAAAGCAUAUCACCAUCCCUGGAUGUGAUGACAAGAAACUCCAAAAAGCCCAGAUAUGUUUGGAAAAUGGGAGUCUUUGGGAGCUUCAAAUGACUAGUGAUUUGUCACUUAACUGGAGAUACAGAACGUUGUCUGUUGUCAUUGGUUUUAAUGCAGCAGAAUAUUCAGAGAAAUAUCAAGUCUCUGUAACCAGCCCUGGUGUCUUUUACUCAAAGAAUGUCUUGAAGGAAAACAGAAGAUCACUGAAUGUGACCUUUGAGUUGAGUUUGUCAGAGCUUUUGCAGUGUGAAAUUGUGAUAAAGAUUCAGCCAUUUUUUAUACAAUGCAAGAAUGAUUGCUGGUGUGCUGAAAAACACAUUGAAUACUGCUCUUAUUAUUAUAAGCCACGGACAUUAAUUGUAAAAGCAGCCAUAGGACUGAUCAUCACUGGCGGUUGCCUUGUUUAUUUCAUCUGGAGGGAAUGUCUUAAAGGUCCUGUGAAGACAUUAUUAUCUGCUGCCAAAGAAGAGCCAGAGGGCGUUCAAGUGCAAAACAGAAGAAGAGUUCUCAUCAUCUACUCCCUCGAUCACCCUUUGUACAAAAACAUUGUUCUCAAGCUUUGUGCUUUUCUGGUCAAUAAAUGUGGCACUGAGGUGGUUCUGGAUCUUCUGGACUCUACCAGACUGGGAGUGAUGGGCAGCAUCCAGUGGCUGGACUGGCACAGAGAGCAAAUAGAAAACUCUUCAAAUAAGAUUCUAAUCCUGUGCUCACAAGGAGUUCAAGCCAAAUGGAAAGCGAUGUGUGGUGGUAAACAAGUCCUACUGAGAGAAGAUGCUUGUUCAUCUAUGGGGGAUAUGCUCAUUCCAGCCCUCUGCCUCAUGGUCCCUCAUUUUGUCAGAUCUGCCUCCUUUGAAAGGUACAUAGUGGCUUACUUUGAUGAUGUUUGCUCCGAAGAAGACGUUCCCUCACCUUUCAACAUCACAGUGCGCUACAAGUUGAUGAAACAGUUCGAGGAGCUGUUCUUCAGAAUCUUGGAUACUGAAAAACAUGAACCAGGCAGACUAAAUCACAUUGAUGGACUUUCAGAAGAGGACUAUUAUCACUGUCCCUCAGGUAAAGCCUUAUGGGAGGCAAUAGAGGCUUUCCGUGCUUAUCAACUAGAGCAUCCACAGUGGUUUGAGGAGGAAUUGCUUGAAAGUUCAGAGCUAGACAUGAUAUGAUGAGAAUUCUGCUGAGCUCCAGUGAAGCAAAAACAGCCUCAAACCCUCUUACAUAUUCUGUACAUGCCUUGAUGAUCAGGAACAAAAAGACAACAGACGAUGCAAUUGACUGAGUUUAAUCAUUGAAUGUUGCAUCUAGUGACAAAAUUGAUACUAAACUGAAACAGAACCAAGUGAAUUAGUAGUUGUAUAUCAGGUAAAUGUGGAAAACUUGGAAUUAUACAGUAUUAUCUCUGUGUUAAGAUGUAAACUGGAUUAAAGAUUCAUAUUAGCUGGGAGCAAUUCCAGGUUAGUUUAGACCUCCAGAUCUGUGGUUGAUGCUUCUGGGCUGUGUAAACAUUGUGUGGGUCAAAGUUUAACCUUCUGGGCAAAGUUUCUAGCAUUUUUGUAUCUGUGGAGUAGGUAAGCACAAAAAUCUGUAUGUUUGGAUACUUUUUUUCAGCUAAUGUAAGGGUAAAUAUAAUGUUACAUGUCUUCCAAAAUAUUGUAUUGCAUGUUGUUUAAGUAUGGUUAUUGUAAAAUGAUAUCUGUUGUAGAUAAAUGCAAUGUUUUAUGUCAUUAUUAUUAAUGGCUCUAAUCCUCUGUC
Messenger RNA from Sphaeramia orbicularis (orbiculate cardinalfish), 2395 nucleotides. RefSeq names its product interleukin-17 receptor A. Gene Ontology annotation, molecular function: interleukin-17 receptor activity. The record is from RefSeq and is a predicted model, not a curated record. The transcript is spliced from 12 exons. Lineage: Eukaryota; Metazoa; Chordata; Actinopteri; Kurtiformes; Apogonidae. Bases 172 to 1809 code for a protein of 545 amino acids.